Helianthus annuus (common sunflower) is the source of this 1583-nucleotide messenger RNA. Its product is annotated as UV-B-induced protein At3g17800, chloroplastic. The transcript is spliced from 3 exons. The record is from RefSeq and is a predicted model, not a curated record. The coding region runs from base 135 to 1331 and encodes 398 amino acids. Lineage: Eukaryota; Viridiplantae; Streptophyta; Magnoliopsida; Asterales; Asteraceae.
GCCAAUAAUAGUCACAUUCUAGUGAUAACUCAUUAUUCAUCUUCCCAUUUAUCAACAUACCUUUCGCACAAUCUUCAUUCUUUACACCUGCUUACAAAUUCAAGUAUCUAGGGUUUCAGAUUCUUCCAUCACUGAUGGAAACAGCAACUGCUAUCCAAUCUCCAUUCGGUACCUGCAUCAGACCGUCGAAUAAAACCGGUUCAGGACGCUAUCACAAUCGUUCUAUCGCGUUUGCUACUGUUUUGAAUAAGCAGGGAUUCCCCUCGUUUUCUCACCCCCGAGUGGGACUCAGAAGUGUAUCUUUUCAAAGUCAAAAGAAGCGAAGUGUAAUCAGAGCUUCAUCAUCUUUCGAUUCUACUGGACCCUCUGCCCCAAUCGCGCCACUCCAACUCGAGUCUCCAAUCGGCCAGUUCCUUUCACAGAUCCUAAUUAGCCACCCGCAUCUGGUACCUGCAGCAGUUGAUCAGCAGCUUGAGCAGCUUCAAACCGAUCGUGAUGCCGAGAAGCAAAAUGAAGAACCUUCUGCUGCAAGCACCGAUCUUGUUUUGUACAAGAGGAUAGCUGAGGUGAAAGCUAAUGAAAGGAAGAAGGCGCUCGAGGAGAUUUUAUACGCGUUGUUGGUGCAGAAAUUCAUGGAUGCAAAUAUUUCGUUAAUCCCAUCUGUAACACGCUCACCCCCCACAUGGCCUCACGAAGACGACAAGCUUGAGCUUCUCCAUUCUCCGGAAGCUCUAGAAAUGAUUCAAAGUCACUUGGCCCUGAUACUCGGAAACCGUGUCGGUGAUUCAACAUCCGUCGCUGAGAUUAGCAAACUCCGAGUCGGGCAGGUUUACGCAGCUUCCGUGAUGUACGGUUACUUCGUCAAACGAGUCGACCAACGGUUCCAGCUUGAGAAAACUACAAGGAUCCUUCCGGAAGGUCUGGACAGAGAAAACGAUAACAUCCAACUGCAAGCCGCAGGAGACGAGCGGGUCCCGCAAACUCAUCCCGAAGUCACUUCAUGGGCUGAACUCCCCAACUCCGGGCCGGCUUUGAAAUCUUCUCGGUUGAGGAACUAUGUGAUGUCGUUUGACGGUGAGUCACUUCAACGAUACGCUACAAUUAGAUCUAAAGAAGCGGUUAGUAUCAUUGAGAAGCAUACCGAAGCUUUGUUUGGUAGGCCCGAGAUUGUGAUUACGCCCGAAGGAAGGGUUGAUUCAUCUAAAGAUGAGGUUAUUAAGAUCAGCUUCGGUGGGUUGAGGAGACUUGUGUUGGAGGCUGUUACAUUUGGUUCCUUUUUGUGGGAUGUUGAGAGCUAUGUGGAUUCGAGGUACCAUUUUGUCGCUAGUUAAUGUUCUCAAAGUUGCGUCAAGGAUGUCGCAUAACUAAACAUACUCGAUACUAAGUGGUCCCAUAAGUUACCAUUCGUUGCGACAUUAAGUAGAUUGUAUAUACUACCCAUGUUUGUUUGUUUUUUCAAAUUCAGAUUUAGCAUCAUAUGGUUUGUUUGGAAUUUAUGUUGAGAUGCUGAUCACCCGGGUGUUUAAACGCUUUUUCAAGUGACAUGUUUGGAAUCAAACGCGUAACUAAAACUCGUCGUGAAA